GUCACUUGUUUACUUGAGUUGUAGUUUUCAAGAAAAUUAUAUUGGAUAGAAAAUAAGGAGUUACAAUUUCUGGUGUGACUAGUUUUGUCGAGUGCAGCUUAUCUUUUUUUUAUUUUAUUUUUAAGAAUUGAAUUUCUUGGUUUUAAUAAAUUGCAUUUUGAAAAAUAUUUAUCAUUAUCUUAAUUAAAAAAAACACAAGUAUUAGCGACUAAGAUUAUGGAAAUAAAUGGACAUCUUUCUUGUCAAUACCAUCAUAGUUCAAUAAACUUGUGCAAAGUUCAGAGAUGAGAACCUAAAGGUUUUAUUUUAUCUUGAAUAAGGUAUACACACAAAAACGAAGCAGCUGAUCAAAGAAAGUCACCAGACAUCAUAUCAAUCUUGCAUCCUAGAACUUGAGGAGACCGACACAGAAUGUUGUUCUUCAUCCUUGUCACGGUCCCAUCGAUUGUUAUCGUAUCACUUCAUUACCAUCACAUUGAUCGGCAACGUAAUGAGCAGCUUUCCGAUAUCAUUUUACAUUUGGACCAUAAUUCUUGGGCCAUUGUAAUAAAUAUUACAGAGAAAACCAUAGAGGCGUCUUUAGAGGCUGGUCUAGUAAAUACGACGGAAAGUGACUUUCACGCAACGGAAGAAUGUAUAUUUGUAGGCGAUUUUUUAGUUUUCUGUGGUCACAGAAAGAGUGUUGGAAAUACUUCACAUCUGUCAGUAUAUAUAAGCAACGCUUCUCAUUUGGUUUUAGAGUGUAGCGAGUUUAAAUCUUUUUCUCAAAACGCAUUUCUUGACCUUCAGUAUAUGUGUAUUGCUUUAAUAUCUUUUCUUUGUAUUUUUGUAGUUAUGAAUUUACCGAUAAUAAUGUUUGAUGAUUGUAGCCGCAGAAACACUAAUAUAAUUUCGGAAUGUAAAAAAAAUUCUUAUGUUGUAAAUAAGAAACUACCUACUUUGUUGCUAAAAUCUAUGAACAUCAAUUUUGACUUUAAAUAUGAAUGUAAAUACAGCUUACAAUCUGAUACUAAAGCUUUCUUAGGAGAUACAAAAUGCAACUUUUUAAAUAUUCGGGCCAAGUCGUUUGACUGGAUAUUCAAAUGGUCUAACCCGUUGAUGCGAACAGACCAUUUUGCAUUUCCGGUCACAUCGAUGUUCUCGCGAUUAAAUAGCUUUGCACCUUUGUUGAAUAUUGCCAGCAAAGCGCAAAAAAUAUUUUUCACUCGCUUGGCAAAUGCUGGUUUUAGAGUAGGUUUAAAAAAUUCAAACGUGGUUUGUGAAAGCUGUGAUCAGAAAUGGAGAAUAGACAAUUUUGAUGCACCUCCAGAGUCUCUAAAGUUUCAUAAGUGGAAUUGUACGUUUGCCUGCAGAGAUGUCGUGAAUGGAAAUAAACCCGACAUCAACGACCCCUUAGUUGAAGUGGAUGGACAACCUUUUUAUACAUGUCAGGAAUCUGAUGACAAGCACUUGACGGAACAGAAAUAUGAUACAGAACUAUUCGGUAGCUUGAAAGAGCUUCAAACUUUAUUGGAGCACAAAGAUGUUGUCCAUUGCGAUACACUCUAUGGCAAUACACUUAGUGGCGAUACAUUAAGUGGCGAUACAUUAAGUGGCGAUACACUCCAUGGCGAUACAUUAAGUGGCGAUACACUCCAUGGCGAUACAUUUAGUGGCGAUACACUCCAUGGCGAUACAUUUAGUGGCGAUACACUCCAUGGCGAUACAUUUAGUGGCGAUACACUACAUGGGGCUGUACAUAGUGGCUUGUCAAAAGACAAUUCACUAGUUAUAAACAAAACUAGUUCAUGGUCACUGUGUCCGAAUAGUUUCAUAUGUUAUGAUGAUACAUAUGCCAGUUACAGUAAACCUCCAGUCUUGGAAGAAGUAAGUUCUGAUGACUGCUGUUUGGACACUACGGUAUCAAACACAUCUUUUGACAGCGGGUACGACAGCACAUUGUUAAACGAAGAAGUAGCUGAGCCGUCAUCGUCUGCUGUAGAGGAAACAACUUCACCAAGCAACUCCCAGGGUAUCAUUCAGCCUGAUGUACAGCACUAUCAAGAUGCAUUGGGCAAUGAUUCAACUGAAUGUAACAAUAAUUCCAAUCACUUAAACUAUAUGAACAUGGUACAAUUAAGAAAACUUCUACGCAGAAACAUGAGAAGCCCUGAUUUGUUUAAACUGUUUCAACUGCUCAAGUUAUUGACAGUUAAAAUUACUCAGUCGUCUGAUAGUUCACGUGGACCACAUCAAGUGACCUGUGGUACCGGUAGCCUCAUUGACACACCAUGUCAAAUAACAACAAACGCGACUGGUUCGUUGUGUGGAAUCAUCUUUGUCGAAACUAGUCAUCAUUUGAUCGGUGAUGACAGCCAAGCGAAAUCAAGCAUCGUGGAGUUUUUUGUACACAGCCAAAUUAGAUCCAGACAAAUUAGAGGUGAAUCGAUCCAACCAGUUUCUGAAUUCAGCAAUGGCCCCGUGUAUUUAAAAUGUCUAACAGAAGAAAUAGAUCUUGUUCUUUACAUUAAUCAACUUCAGGAGGAGAUGAAGAAAUUAAUGCAAGAAAUAUCUGUUGACAGUGAGGAUAUUUUGAAAAUUAAUGCUUUUAUAAUAAGUUACCCGCAUGGAGGAGAGCAAGCCAUUUCAUACGGCCGUUCAGUCGUGGUGAAAUAUUUGUUAGGAAACAAUGUAUCAGAGGACAAAAAGGUGGAUUUUACACUACAGAAAGUAACAGACAUUCAAAAAGGAUUAGAGAAUAGAAGCUUGGUCCGUAAGAUGUUGAUGUACGCUGCAGAAACUUGCCCAGGUUGUAGCGGGGCACCUGUACUUACCUUCAGGACGCAGACGUCAAAAUUCUCUGGGCAUAAACGUUUGGUCAUGGAGAAGUGGAUGCACCAUGGGUACUUUAAAAACGAGGAUUUGAAUGUUUCCUAUUUGAAAGUCUGUACAGAUGAAGAGUUCAUGGACUGGGGAUGGACGUCAUGUCACACUGCGCAACAAACAGUCGCCCACGUACAACAGAUCACAACCAAUGAAACAGCUCCCACAAUGCACCAAGAAGUUAAUCCCCAAAGCGUCCUAGUGAAUAGCUCACAAGUGGCAGCUUCACUCUCAAACGAGCCGACAGUAUGUGCUGCCAACUUGGUUGAGCAUCCAUCUUAUCCAGUAUACAUUACAUUUGCACGAAGAUUACAGAGUUUUACACAUUGGACUCAUAGUAACAUACAUGCGCCAUCACAAUUAGCUGCAGCAGGGUUCUUCUAUGCUGGCUACAGGGACUGUGUCCGCUGCUUCCAAUGCGGCUUGGGUCUGCGGUCCUGGAAACCUGGAGAUGACGUAACGGAAGAGCACCAAAAGUACAGACCGUCAUGUUCUUUUCUUAAGACAUACCUAGAGAGCAGCACUGCAAGCAGACGACAGGACGAAAUACCGAUAAGUCACGGCAAUGAAAAUCAGAGCUUAUCAUCUGAAAAUUCUCCAAGAAGUGAUUCUUCUUAUCCAAGAAAACAUCUGGAACGUUUGAUCAGUAGCAUACAGGUGCCCCAGUCUACAGGGUCAUGCAAUGAAAUAUCCCAAGCUGAGAGAAGCAUUACCGAGACAUGCCAAGACAGCUCGAAUUCAACAAAUGUAGACGCAGUAAGUACCAGUGAACAAGAGGAGACAACUCUGGAAAUUCCACAAGUUCAAAAUAUAAAUUUGUCUUCUCCCCUUGGAGCUGAAAAUAAUACUCCAGCACUCUCAGUAUCAAGUCGAGUUGAUGUCACUGUACAGUUACUAAGAAAAGAGAAAGAAAUGCUAGAGACUUUAAUGAAGUGUAAAGAAUGUCAAGCCAACCCCAUCCAAGAGUUGUUUCUUCCAUGUGGGGACAUCUACGCCUGCAGCCAAUGUGUCAAUAAGUUCACUCAUUGCCCAACGUGUGGUCAUAGAAUCUUGGGUACAGUGACCACGUAUUUUGCGUAAAAAAAAAAGUGUUAAGUAACAUUUUAAAUAAUAACCAUUACACCCAAAGUGUAACAAUUAGCUAAAUCGUAAAUAAGAUUUAAGGGACACAAUCAGAGUUUCUAACGGUUACCAUAGGCUUCUAUAGUUUAUGUACUAAAUACAUGGGUAUGAAAAGAAAGAAGUCCUAAACAUUAAAAAUGAAACUAUUGAUAAAUAUUCCUAUCCCUUAAAUUUUUGUAAUGGAUGAUCAUAUGGUUUAAUAUUUAAAACCUACUAAAUGUAUGCAAAAGAAUGCUAAUUUUUUGGAAUAGCUUUUUUUAUAGCUAAAAUUUCAUGCUUAUAACAUGCUUGGAGUGCUAUGGUCCAAUCUGCAGCAUGCACUAUAGAGGAGAGGGACUAUCUGGCAGGUUUUCCGUGCAGCCUUUAGGUGCUCAUUAAACACAGCUCUACUCGAGUUGGGUGUCGAACCUCGAGCCCCCUGAUAGGUAUCCAGGGCCCUGUUCAAGCGUACUUAGCCUAUCGGCCACACAUCAUAUAAUCGCUUGUAUUGUACACAUCAAGCUCUGAGUUAAAGAAAUUGAAAUAAAGAAGGCCCAUAACUAGAUCAUCGACACUAAUGAAUACAAUGUAGUCCCUUGGACCCAUAUAUAACAUAUGUCAUCAAUAAUUACCACCUCUAAAAUAAAUUGUACUUUAAAUAAGAAUAAUUGGCUGCUCUAAAUAUAUUCUAUGCUUAUUAUCUAGUUAGAUAUUCACCAGUUAUAUUAGAAAUUUUAAUUAAAACAUACAAUCAUAUUUAAACAGGCCCCUAGUCCCACCAUCAUGUCCCCACACUUGAAUUAAAAGCCAAAAUUAGAUUUCUGAAGAUAAAAAAGAGUUUAAAAAAUCGAAAUUUCACGUCAUUGACACUUAUUAGCCCUUAUGCUACAUGAAAUUUUACGACAUUGACACUUAUUAGCCCUUAUGCUACAUGAAAUUUUACGACAUUGACACUUAUUAGCCCUUAUGCUACAUGAAAUUUUACGACAUUGACACUUAUUAGCCCUUAUGCUACAUGAAAUUUUACGACAUUGACACUUAUUAGCCCUUAUGCUACAUGAAAUUUUACGACAUUGACACUUAUUAGCCCUUAUGCUACAUGAAAUUUUACGACAUUGACACUUAUUAGCCCUUAUGCUACAUGAAAUUUUACGACAUUGACACUUAUUAGCCCUUAUGCUACAUGAAAUUUUACGACAUUGACACUUAUUAGCCCUUAUGCUACAUGAAAUUUUACGACAUUGACACUUAUUAGCCCUUAUGCUACAUGAAAUUUUACGACAUUGACACUUAUUAGCCCUUAUGCUACAUGAAAUUUUACGACAUUGACACUUAUUAGCCCUUAUGCUACAUGAAAUUUUACGACAUUGACACUUAUUAGCCCUUAUGCUACAUGAAAUUUUACGACAUUGACACUUAUUAGCCCUUAUGCUACAUGAAAUUUUAUGACAUAGACACUUCUCAUCACUUAUGUUUAUGCAGAGAUGCCUACAUGCCAAAAUGGAAAUGCGUAUUUCCAGACCUGGAAAUGCGUAUUUUGAGUGGCAAAUUCGUAUUUUCCCUAAAUAUUGAGAAAUAUAAUCAGAAAGACUAAAAAUCAUUUAAGCACGUAAUAUAAACGAAAUGCAGCAAUCCUAAAGAUAACACAGCAUAAAGUUAUAUAAGACAUUUUGUACAUUGGUCAAAAUGUGUACACUUUUGUCAUAGACUUUGUCAGAAUGAUGCCGUUCUUUUCAUUUGGCAAUGAUUUUAUGAUCAUAAUGCCUCUAGUGUAUUCCCCUUUCCAUAACAGCGGCAACAAAAUUUCAUUAAAAAGAAUGAGAAUUUUUGUUACAAGUGAAAUGAGACUUACACCAGAUGUAAUGGUUCGCUUGGCUGGAUCAGUGACAUCUAAUUCUAUAAAAAAAAAAAUUGUUUAUAGGCAAUUUCUUUAUAAGGUAUCCAGACCCUGGAAAUAUUUUAUCACAUUUUGAAAGAAUUCAGAUUUUCUUCUUUCACACCAAUCUUUGCAGAGUUAGCAAUGAAAGUUGUGGCAUUAUCUACAGUCACUAAUAACAAACAUUUUAAAGAUUUUUUUUUCCAUGCAGAUAAUAAAUCCUAAUUAGUCAUUGAACUUGUUUCUAAUAUAAAAGAGAUCUAAAUCUAAAAUAAUCUAGAUCUAUUUAGAUCUAGAUUUUAAUUCUAAAUCUAGAUUUACGUCAAUUCUAUUAUAGGUGCCUGACAUCGUAAAAUAUCUCUAGUUCUAGAUCUAGUCUAGAUGACUUAGAACUAAUCAAUCAAUUCCCAAUCAGUUUGAAGACUUUAUAUAAAUGAACACUCUGAAGAAACUUUGCUCUAUUUAAAGCAGUAAAAUCUAGGAAACAUUUGAAUCUUCGCGCGCGCUAACGCGCGCGAAAAAAAAAAGUGAUACUAUCUCGUGGUAGAUCUAAUAAGAAUAGCCAAUGGCUCAUUGACGCACUGAUCUAUAUAAUUAUUUUUUUAUUUCGAGGGGAAAAUGCGUAUUUUCAGAUUAUAAACCAUACUCGCGUAUUUUCGUGUCCAUUAGCGUACAAAAUACGCAAGAUGCAUACUUGUAGGCAAUUCUGGUUUCUGUAAACGUGUGAGGUACAAAUUGUGCUGGUCACAUGAUAUCCUCGUAAACAAAACGUACACCAUCAAGUGUUAGCCAUCAUUGACUCACUUAACUUAACUUUGCUUUAAUGUAUUUUAUUAUUAGCAUGCUCAAAUAUGAUUUUCCUAAAAUGUCUUCUCAAUAAAAAGAUGGCCUCAUGUUUA
Messenger RNA from Biomphalaria glabrata, 6738 nucleotides. RefSeq lists its product as uncharacterized. The transcript has 10 exons. Lineage: Eukaryota; Metazoa; Mollusca; Gastropoda; Planorbidae. Gene Ontology annotation, biological process: regulation of cell cycle. The record is from RefSeq and is a predicted model, not a curated record. The coding region runs from base 412 to 3942 and encodes 1176 amino acids. Gene Ontology annotation, cellular component: cytoplasm; spindle microtubule; nucleus.